Messenger RNA from Pygocentrus nattereri (red-bellied piranha), 5710 nucleotides. RefSeq names its product EH domain binding protein 1 (gene ehbp1). The transcript is spliced from 26 exons. The coding region runs from base 775 to 4587 and encodes 1270 amino acids. Lineage: Eukaryota; Metazoa; Chordata; Actinopteri; Characiformes; Serrasalmidae. Gene Ontology annotation, molecular function: protein binding. The record is from RefSeq and is a predicted model, not a curated record.
GAAGAAAACUGACUGUUGAGUUUGUGUAUGCGGAGGCUGUGGGGAAUUUCGGCUAGAAAAACAACAAACACAAGAAGUUCAUGUUACUCGUUUGCUCGCCCCGUCUUUCAAAAACGCCUAAACUUUCUCGCUUUUUCCCUUGUGGUCGUCUUCAUGUCAAACAUUUGGCGUCUGGGAGCUAUUAUGGCUGUUCGCAGGAUGGUGUUAGCUAGCAGGGUAGCAGGCUAACGGGCUAGCUGCGCCUGAAAGACUGUGCCUAACCGUUAGCUUAGCUUAGCUGAACUUAGCUUAGCAUAGCCUUGGCUGCCUACCUACCCUUCCUGCCGUCAGACUGCAACCAAGGCCAGCCUGCUGAAUAAUUUAAGAGGUUUUCCGAUGGUGGCAAGUGUAGAAUAAGGGGCCAUCAUGCUACGCUGAGCUCGUUUGGGAGUACGAGGACGUCGCUAUGCCGCUGUUUGUCACCUAUCCAUCUCUUUUGUGGAUGUAGAGCAUCUUUCUGCCAUGCCACUUUUUGGCCCUCCGUGAUUCUGUGUUGAUGGCACUGAUCCCUCACUGGAGUUUUUAUUCCAGCUGCUGUUUUAUUUUAUUUACUUAUUUUGGCGCCUGAAGCAUCAGCAAUGAAUGUAUGCGUUGCUGUGAAUUUACCCGGAUACUUGUGAAUUGGAUUUUCCAAGGAGGAGGAAUUUGACAGGAAGCGCCUCCAGGACUGGCCGUAAUUAUUAUUGCUGUUGUUAUUAAUAUUAUUUUAAACAAACUGUUAGCUCAUAGAGGGUCAUGGCUUCAGUGUGGAAGAGACUUCAGCGCGUGGGAAAACAUGCGUCCAAAUUCCAGUUUGUGGCCUCCUAUCAAGAACUCAUGGUGGAAUGUACAAAGAAGUGGCAGCCAGAUAAACUGGUGGUCGUGUGGACACGCAGGAGUCGGCGGAAAUCCUCCAAGUCUCACAGCUGGCAGCCGGGCAUUAAGAACCCGUACCGAGGCGUGGUGGUGUGGCCUGUUCCUGAGAACGUCGAGAUCACAGUCACGCUGUUUAAGGACCCCCACGCUGAAGAGUUUGAGGACAAAGAUUGGACGUUUGUUAUUGAGAAUGAGUCUCCCUCAGGUCGUAGAAAGGCACUGGCCACCAGCAGUAUUAACAUGAAACAGUACGCCAGCCCGAUGCCCACACAGACGGACGUGAAACUCAAGUUUAAACCGCUUUCCAAAAAGGUGGUGGCUGCAGCGCUGCAGUUUUCACUGAGCUGCAUCUUCCUCAGAGAAGGAAAAGCAACGGAUGAAGAUAUGCAGAGUCUGGCCAGUUUGAUGAGUAUGAAGCAGGCGGACAUUGGCAACCUAGACGACUUUGAGGAGGACAACGAAGAAGAUGAAGAGAACCGGGUCAACCAGGAGGAGAAAGCAGCCAAGAUUACAGAGAUAGUGAGGCAGUUAAAUGCGCUCAGCAGUGUAGAUGGCGAUGAAGACGACCCAAAGCUCAAACCAGCCUGUUCUCCUGCAGAGUUGAUCAGUAAGCUGAAUUUUCUGGAGGAAGACGAGCAGGUUCAGACCCACUCUAGCUCGAACCCCUUCGAGGAGGCCGAUGACCCUCUGGCUCUGAACCCGUUCAGUGACCCUGAUGAGGAAGAAGUGCAGCCCUCCCUGCAGUCCACUCUAAAAGAUGAGGAAUCCUCAAACCCAUUCAAUCCAUUUGAUGAGCCUGAACUGGAGCAAGACCAGGAACCUCAGUAUAAAAACCCUUUUGAUGAGCCGGACCCAGAGCCACAAGUGGAGAGCACACCCCCUAGAGGCAGUGCGAGGAAGAUGGUGCGACCGGUGGACAUGAGCAAAUAUCUAUAUGCAGAUAACAGCAAGACAGAAGAGGAGGAGCUGGAUGAGUCGAACCCGUUCUACGAGCCCAAGUCCAGCAGUCCAGCUCUGUCCACUACAGAGGGCAGCACUGAAAAGACCAUGAAACGCCGAGCCCCUCUUCCCCCAGCUGUGACCUCAGUGACCCCCGCCAGCCCCUCAGUGACACCUAAACCAGCUGUUUCUGAGAAGACCCCCAGCGGCCCCCCUGCCUUCCCUGCGCUAGCUGGCAGGGAGCUGGCAUCUUCAUCACCCAAGCCCAGUCCGGUGCCCAGUCCUAUUCUAAGUGGACGGCCGAAUGCCUCUCAGUCUCUGCUGGUUUGGUGCAGGGAAGUUACCAAAAACUACCGGGGCGUGAAAAUCACCAACUUCACAACGUCCUGGAGGAACGGCCUGGCCUUCUGUGCCCUGCUGCACCACUUCAGACCGGACCUUAUUGACUACAAGGCUCUGAAUCCUCAAGACAUUAAAGAAAACAACAAAAAGGCAUAUGAUGGCUUUGCAAGUCUAGGCAUCUCUCGUCUGUUGGAGCCAGCGGAUAUGGUGCUGUUGGCCAUCCCGGACAAGCUGACGGUCAUGACGUACCUCUACCAGAUCCGUGCACACUUCAGCGGUGAGGAACUCAAUGUAGUCCAAAUCGAGGCCAACAGCGGCCGCAGCACCUACAAGGUGGGAGACUUCGAGACAGACACCAACAGUUCCAUCGACCAAGACAAGUUCUACGCCGAGCUAAACAGCGACCUGCACCGAAACGAAAGUCUUAAAGAGCCUGAUGGCAUGGCCGCUAAUGGAGAGGGGGUGGAGCCAGAGGUAGCAUCAGUCACAGGUGCGUCUCUGGGGAUGAGUCUAUCAGAAGCAGGCCUUACUUCAGCAACUUCUGGCCCUGCCUCUGUUGUCACGACAACAGUGACUGAUUCGUACCCCAAACCUGCCCCCCGCACCAAAAUAAGCCCAGAUUCAUCCUCCACCCGACCUGUUGCUUUGGAGACCGAAAAAGCUGGCGCGACGGACAUGGCUGACUCAGCUGGCCUAAUGGAGAGAGAGAAAGAGAGGGAUGGGGCGCCUCCAGCCAAAGUUAUUGAUAUCCAGCCGAAGCGCCCAGGUUCCCUGAGAUCUCUCAAGGCCGACAGUGGGGGUUUGGAACCUGGGACCUCCCCUCCACACACACAGAAACUGGGCUUCAGCUAUAGUCGAGAUGCUGACCUGAGCAAGAAGAAGAGAAGUAGCAUCAGAAACGCUGAGGCAGAGACAAAGGCUGACAGCAGCCCACUGCAGACCAAUCAUAGAGACGCACCUGUUAAACAUAUGCAGAAUGUAGCACCUGUACCUGCGUCCACCACCAACGAGGAGAAGAAGGUGCAGUCUCGUCAGGAGGAGCUGAAGGAGAGAGCACGGUUGCUGCUGGAACAGGCUCGCAGGGACGCUGCGCUGAAGGCCAAAAACAAAACCUUCCCCAACGCCACUUCACCCACCCGCCCACAACAGAUUAUUGACGAGCGUGAUGAGGAGCGGCGGAGGCAGUUGAGGGAGCGAGCGAGGCAGCUGAUAGCGGAGGCUCGUUCUGGAGUGAAGAUGGCAGAGUUUCCUCUGGCCUCAGACGCGUCCACCACUGCAGCAGAGUUCAAAGGAAGGUCAAAGGCAGCUGGAGACGUGGUAGACAUGGUGGAUGGGAUCUGUGUUGAUGAUGAGGAGGAGGGGAGGGCAGAUGAUGAAGAGCAGGUGGCAGCAUCUCUUGAUGAUGAUGAUGAUGUCACUGGUGGUCAGAAUGAGGAGGAGCCCGUGGCCUCCUGUCUGAUGGAGGAGGACUUUACUAACUCUGCCACUGACCUGGCUUCUCUGGGAGUAAUGAACAGUAGGCAUGUGGACCUGAAGCUGAAGAAGCUGACGGACGUUCGGCCGCAGGGUGGAAGCUCGCCUUCAUCAUCUUCAUCUUCCUCCUCCCUCACAGCCUCCACCACCUCUCCGCUCAGCCCGGGAGAGGGACCUGAACUGGGUAUUCAGAAUAAUGCGGAUGAGCUGAAGGCAGAGCAUCUGAGGAGAGCGACAGAGCGUCUGAAGAAUCCUGUGGUGUUCAGUAAGGAGUCUGCAGUGCGGAAGACACAGCUCAAGUCCUUCAGCCAGUACGUGGAGACAAGGCCAGAGGUGAGGAGGCAGAGGUCAGUGCCUGAGGAGCUGAAGCGAGUGAGUGAGGAUAGAGGAGGCUUUUCAGAUAUGGAGGGACGAAGACCAACUGAAGAUGAGCAGAAUGUGUUCAGAGACACCAGUCAGUAUGUGGUUGGUGAGCUGGCGGCUCUGGAGAGUGAGCAGAGGCAGAUUGACUCGCGGGCGGCUCGUGUGGAGAAGCGUCUGCGCUAUCUCAUGGACACAGGGAAGAAUAAGGACGAGGAGGAGGCCAUGAUGCAGGAGUGGUUCACACUGGUCAAUAAGAAGAAUGCUCUCAUCCGCCGCCAGAACCAGCUCUCUCUGCUGGAGAGGGAGCAUGAUCUGGAGAGACGCUUCGAGCUGUUGAACCGGGAGUUAAGAGCAAUGCUGGCGAUUGAAGACUGGCAGAAAACUGAGGCCCAGAAGCGACGGGAGCAGCUCCUUCUGGACGAGCUGGUCAUACUGGUCAACAAGCGUGAUGCACUGGUCCGAGACCUUGAUGCCCAGGAAAAAGAGGCGGAGGAGGAGGACGAGCACCUGGAGAGGACUCUGGAACAGAACAAAGGAAAGAUGGCUAAGAAAGAAGAGAAAUGUGUCCUUCAGUGAUCGACAAUUCCGACGUGACAAAAAACUCACUAAAAAUACUAAGGAUGAAAAGAAGAGUGUUCACUACAGUUUCAAGCAAUGUACUACUAUCAUACUGAGCAUUGUGUAAACACUUAUUACAUUAAUUUUAACUUUAAAUGAAACUUUGGUCAGCAUUUUCAGACCCAGGCUGGUGGGUAGUUUUCUGCCAGCGCCUCGGGUUUUUCCUUUAUACUAAGAGAUUACAUUUCACCAACACUAAUAGGCCAUUAUUUUUCAUUUGGUUUUGGUUGCGCUAGUGAGCAAGGUACUUUUAUGUGCUAAAAGCAUAACCAAGCAGAAAGCUUUCUGAGAUGAAUAACUACAUAAUGACCAAGAGAGAAGGCACCACACCGGACAUGCUGACUUUUAAAUCGAUGACAUUUCAAGUGCACGUAGCCUUCAACCUUGGGAAUAUGUGGUAAUUUCCCAGUGGAAAUUAUGACUGAAAACUUUUUAGGUACACUAUGUUGUUUUAUAGGGAAGUUUGUUUUUUUGUUUUUGUUUUUUUUUUUUUUUUUGCUGCAUUCAAAAAAAAAAAAAAAAUCAUUUCAACUUGGCUCAAGUGUCAGCAUAUCUUCCUUUAUUGCAAGCAAUGUUUAUUACUUAAUGUAUAUCUUUUAAUUCAGCUACAUUUUAAAAUUUUUAAAUAUAUAGGAUAUUUCCGGAGGGGAAUGUUGCAUUAUUAUUUUUGUUCUUUUUUUUUUUUUUUUUAAUUGUUGGAGAGUGGUUUACCAAACAUUUCAGACAUGGCUUGGUGGGGAGGCGUAGUACUUUUAAGUACUCUUUUGAAGACUGAAUGGUCAGGUUGUGUAUUUCAUUUCACUGAGGAAGAAAAAAUGGCUUUGCAAAAUCUUAUUUCCAGAGCAGUUUGAGAUAAUUUAUUGUCAUUUGUCCUUUGAGACGUGCAAGUAACCAUCUUCCAAACCAUGUACAUUAACUCAAGGACCUUGUUAAUAUUUAUUGUAUACUUUACAAAAAGAGAAACAUGCUUUCUUAUGCAUCUCUGGUUCACAUCUCGUGCUGCUGUCUUAUUGUGUGAACAUUGUUUAUUUAUUUCUAAAAUUACCAGUCAUUAAUAAAAACAGACGCUUUCAUACUCUUA